CGCGCCUGUCGUGUUGACAAAUGGAGGGUGGGGUACGAAAACAUACAUUGGUAGCUUGUUUUUGUAUGACAUUGCAUUGACAUCGCUUAGAGGUAACAGAAAAUAUCCAAAAUGCCUCCUAAAAAGCCAGCUCCAGUGAAAGCGCCUGUGCGUCCUGCAGCAAAGCCUGCACCAGCGAAACCAGCAGGGAGAGGAGCACCUGCAAAGCGAGGUGCCCCGGCUGCAGGUGUAAAAAGAGGGGGAGCAGCUGCACCAGCUAAGGGUAAAGCAGCUGAGCCAGCGAAACCUAAAGCGAAAGUCUGGACUGCAAAGGAUGAUGCAGCCAGGAAAAUUCAGACAAAGAUCAGGCAGUUUUUGGCCAAGAAAAAACUUGCAAAAAAGAAGAAAGAAAAAGAGGACUAUGAAGAACUCAUGGAUAAAAUUGAAAAGGAGGCAUUUAUGAAAUUAGUUCAAAUGGAGCAAGAAGAAGCAGAACGUCAGCGUAAAAAGGAGGAAGAGGAGAGGAGAAGAAGGCAAGCUGAAACAAAGAGGAGGAAGAGAAUGCUGGAGGCAGCUUUCGAGGGGGAUAUUGAUGAAAUUAUGGCAGUAUUACAGGAGGUGAAGGACUUGGAUGACAAGAAUGAAGUAGGGAAAGAUUCCAUUGGCAUGGCUCUAAGAAAUAAACACGAGAUGGCUGUAGUAGAAUGUGAGGAUCCCAAUGAAAACACACCUCUGUCUGAGGCAGCGAAUGGUGGAAAUGUAGACACCAUACGACUCCUAUUGGAUAAGGGUGCUGACCCCAAUACAAAAGGUCAGUUUGGACGUACACCUCUUUACCGAGCAGCUUUUGCUGGACAUAUGGAAGCUUGUCAGUUGUUACUCCAGAAUGGUGCAGAUCCACGGAUAUAUGCAAGUGACAGCCAAACCCCUCAACAGAUAGCCUCCCAGAAGGCGGUACAAGAUCUGAUAAAGGACUGGGACGUUUCCCAGACAGACACCCUUCUGGCUAAACUGGAAGCUGCCAAAGAAAAACGCUUGGAAGAACAGAGGAAAAGGAAUGAGUUCGAACAAAGCAAAUUGGAGAGCAAAGUGGAAGCUGCUCAACAUGAAUAUGAUGUUUUACAGAAACAGUUAAAUAAAGCUUACUGUGAGCUUGAAAAGAGGAUUACUGAGCACGACGAGGCUAUGAACAGUGGAUUUGACCGUCCAGAUGUCACACUACAGGCAAUCCAUGAUGGGGAGGAUGAAGUCGAAUUAUUGAAACUUAAUACAGAGAAAGCUCGAGAAAAGUUAGCAAACACCAAGCUAGAACUCCGCGAACAGAAGCGAGCAGGACAGUCUGCUCUAGAGGAAGAUGAACUCCCUGGUGUAAAAGUAAUGACCCGAGAAUUAGAAGAUGUUUUACUCAGGGAUGUGGGCAAUAAGAUCAAAGACUCUGGCAAGUGGCCACUUAUCAUUGAUCCCAAUGCUCAGGUCGCGACCUUCUUACGAUAUCGCGACACCAACUAUCUUAACGCACUCAGUCCAGCUCAGAUGGAGCCUGAUAAGGCGAGAAUGGCAAUCAUUGGAUCAAUCAGGUAUGGUAAACCAUUGGUGCUGGACAUGAUGGAGGUGGAUAUGUUUGACACUGUUACAAUGAGAUUUGAUGAAAUUCUCGAAGGUCUCAUGGGCAAGAUCAUGGACAAAAGUGUAAUGGAGGAAGAAAUCUACUUGAAAUUGGUGAAAAAAUCAGAUGGAGAUGAAUACGCAAAGACAAAAUUCAAUGACUUAAGAACAAAAAAUUUCCGAUUCUUUAUCAUCACAAAGAAUCCUUACCCGCCUGAUGAGCUGAUGGAACAGACUUACAUCGUUCGUAUGUAUGUGCCUACCUAAACAGGACUAUUUUGACAUAAUGGCAAUGGAUUUUCUUAUAUUUAAAUGCGUUCUUAUAAUAAGCAAUCAAUGAAAACGACCAGGUUCAAGUACAGAGCGGUUCUGAAAUUAUGUUAUAUUUGUCAAAUUGAAAAUGUAUAGAGGGGCUUGAAUUUAAUAGAUAAAUGAUAUAGCCAUGUAGAACCAGUCCUUAUAGACGGGUGACUAAUCCUAUGUUAAAGGUGCAAUUUUUUAUGGUGAGGACAGUUUUAGAUUGAUGACGUUGAUUAUAUUUGAUUAAGAUAGCCUGUAGUUUUAAUCUGGGCUAAAUCAACAAAGUAAAUUGUCUUCCUAUCAUUAUCAAGCUUUUCCAAACUUAUAAUUAUGAUAUAGAGAUAAGUAGUAUAUCCAUGUAUGGCAUAUUACUGUAUUUCUCCUGUGAUAAGCGCAGGAAAAGUAGGGGCUCUUAUUGCAGGGCAAAGAAACAUAACUUUUGUUAGCAUUUCUACAGAACUGUGAUAGACAUGAGCUUGAUCUCUAGGCAUGCUGUUGAUUAUUUAUAUUUAUUGAUUUAAAUUAUUAAAUACAGUACAUGUUUAUAUUCCUGGGUCAAAAAAGUAAAUCAAACAUUUUUAAGUAUAAAUUUCACAAACUGAAAAUAACCUUCAGAAUUCUACGUAAGGAAUUAAGUUUGACAUUGAAUUUCAGCAAUCAGGGUAAAAUUUUCCAUUUUCACAUAUUCAAUAAAAAAUUAUUCUUUAUAUUUCUUGCUCAUUUUGUCUUGUCCUUAAUAUCACCAGUUUUCACUGAAGAAUUUAAAGUCUGAGUUAAAAUACAACGUAGUUGUCAUCAUGUAACAUGCACAAUAAUCUGUCCAUAUAUUAUACAAUGUUCAAUGUAAGGUAAACCUUUGGUCAGUUCUAAUGAAAUGAAAUAAAUACUAUUGAAUCUGUUCAAAUUUUACAAAAUCAUACUUCAGAAAUUAAAGUUCUUGUAUGUCAAAAUACAUAAUGUUAGAAAUAUGCUGUCCAUAUACUGGGACUUAAUUAUCAAAACAAAGAUUUAGGGUGAAAAUGGUGUUUGGUCCUCAAAAUGUCAAUAUUGGACCUGCAAUUUUUUAAAUCUGGUUUAUGUAUAAAAAA
Messenger RNA from Pecten maximus, 2972 nucleotides. RefSeq names its product putative IQ motif and ankyrin repeat domain-containing protein. The transcript has 14 exons. NCBI's taxonomy places the organism in Eukaryota, Metazoa, Mollusca, Bivalvia, Pectinida, Pectinidae. The record is from RefSeq and is a predicted model, not a curated record. Gene Ontology annotation, cellular component: cytoplasm; nucleus. Gene Ontology annotation, biological process: regulation of barbed-end actin filament capping. Gene Ontology annotation, molecular function: protein binding. The coding region runs from base 112 to 1851 and encodes 579 amino acids.